AUUUAUGUAUCACGUGUUUAAAAAGCUUUCAUGCACUAUGCUGCAUAUGAAUGCUGGUGUAUAGCGGGGAGUUCCAUACAGGGAGCGACUAGCCAAUAAAACCAUAAGCAACUCCCUGCCGGUGCCAGCGGUUAGCUGCUUUAGUGUAUGUAAAGGUCAGGAAUCACGCAACAGAAUAUACCAGCAUGAAUCGAUCUACACAACUAACUCGUAAUUCCGGAAGAAGCGGGGGAUAUAGAGAAAAUACAAUAAAUCAAAGAAGCAACAUGACGGACAGUGAGCAAACGAAUGAGUGUUGUGAGAAAAACCUACCUAGUACUUCAAACCCUCAGAAUGAGCCAGUACAUGCUGAUGGAUACACCAAGAUACCACCAAAUGAAUCAAGACGGAGCAAAACCCAAAGAAUUGCACAGAAAGAAGAGGAGGAUCUGCGGAGAUGGAAAGAGGAGAACCGCCCUGGUCCCAUUCAGCUGCCUCCAGAGAAACUAGGUGGUGCAGUAUCACUGGCAGAAGUUAGACAAAGACAGCAAAUGGAAUCACGCCAGUCAAAGAUGAGAAAAAAGCAAAGACAAGAGGAAAUGGAUAAAAAGAAGAGACAGGCAGAGGAGGAGCAGAUUGAGCAGAUGAAGGCCAAACAGCGAGAGAAGGCCAAUCAACUGGAGAUGAGGAAAAAGCAAGAAGACGUACAGAGACAAAAGCAGUACCAACACGACAAGCAAAUGAAAACCGAGGAGUUUCUUCAAAGAAUUGAGAGGUCCAACAGUAGCGUUUCUAUGGCAGCGAGCAAUUCCAUACCAGCAUCAUCCUGGGCUAAAAGUCAUGAGUACAAGGAAGCCAGAAGAGAAGAGGAGAACACUGACCUGCUUAAGAAGAAAGAGGAGCAGAGGAGAAAGGCAGAUAUUCUGGAGGAAAAACAAAAACAACAGGAAGAGGACAGGAAGAGACGGACCGAAGCUGACCAUCGGCGGGUGAACUUGGCCUUCUUAGACCGUCUGGAGGCGAGUAGUUCAGGUAGGGUGCCUGAACCCGUGACCCAAACCCCUGAAAGCAGCAGUGUCUGGCUGGAUGAAGAUGACGAUGAUGACAUUGACGAACCACAGGAUACAGCCUUAUCCAACCCAUCACAGAUCCACGCAGACCGCUCAGAGGCCGAUGAUGGUGACCAUACAUGGACCCUGAUGAAACUCCAAAACAGGUUUCCGUACUACGAGCGAGAUAUGCUGGAAGAGAUCGUCAAACAGUGUGAUGGGAAUUACCAGAAAGCAUAUGAGCUGCUGGAUGUGUAAAUGAACACAUUGAUCCUGAGUGAUAGAUUGAUCCUAAUGUCGUUUUGUGAGUGAAUUGUGAUUUGGGGAUAAACCGUUCAUUUAUUUAAUGAAGGUUUCUAGCUUAAACAUCAUAGUGUCCUUUGAACUGAAACAAAAACUUCUUUUUUAGUUUGUGCAGUUGGAUUGACAUGGAUUGACACUUAGUCACAGAGAAAAGAAAUCAAAACAAUAAAUCAAGAUUUGAGUCUGCUGUGGGAACAUUUAUGCAUCCCAUGAGGACAAUUCACAGGCUAAAUGAUGUGCGCUCACAAAAUCCAAAGGCUAAUUUAUAAUGAGGUAAACGACUGGAGGAAUUCUGAACUCAUCCACCAUAGGAGUGGACAGUCAAAAACCAAACCAUCACACAGAUCAUUAGCUUCCUCAAUGCUGUAUAGGUUUCUGCUAAAACGGCAUGAAUUUAAAAGAAAAUGCCUCUAUGCAUGUGAAAUAGAGUGCAACAGUCGGGUUCCUGAAGUAAAAAUCCCAUCCAUUUACUCUAUUGGGAAAUGAUUUAUAUAACGAUAACUUAUAAAUUGUUAAAGACAGACUUACUGUGAACUACAAGGCUGUUAAUCAGUGACAUAUGCUUUUGUUGAAGCUAUCAGCUUGCAUUUUUUCAACUUAUUUUUUUACAUUUUUUUCUGUUGAAAUUAUGAGUAGGGUUGGGUAUCGUUUAAAUCGAUUCCGAUUCUUAACGAUUCCUAGUUUCGAUUCCAAAAACAUAAAAAAAAUUAAAUAAAAAUUAGGUCAAACAUUUUUGUUCUGUAUUUUUACAUAGCUUUCUGCUGCAGCUGAAUAACACGAGCAAAAAUCAGCAGCCUACAGAACACUUAGGCCUAAGAGGAUCUUAAACCUAUGGUUUAAACAAAAAAUACCACAGCAAAAACAACUAAACUAAUAUAAAUUUCAAACAUUAAAUUGUUAAAAACAAGCAAACAGUCGGUAAUAAAAUUAGAACAAGCAAAUAAAUGAGCACACUGUAAAAAAUAAAAAACACAAUUUUUGAGUGAGCUUAAAAUAAUUUGUUACCCUGCUGGCUCAAAAUUUUAAGUUCAGUCAACUAAAAUAAGUUUAGUCAACUUGAAAUGUUAAGUUGUACUAAGUAACAACUUAGAUAUUUGUGUAUGCUAAACUUAACAGAUGGGUAGGUAACCCAGCUGCCUUAAAAUUAAUAAAGUUGUCACUUUAAUCACAUAAUUUAACAUUUCAAGUUGAAUAAACUUUUUUGAGUUGACUGAACUUUUUAAAAAAAAUUAUUUUAAGUUGACUCAGCAAAUUGUUUUUUACAGUGCAAUAGCAUAAAUAAAUAAAACUGAACAAUUUACAGGUACAAACAUUUAAAUCAUAAGUUUAAAACAACAAAAGUUUUCUUUUCACAAAUAAAAUAUAGAUUAAUCCUUAUUAAAUUUACGAAAGAUAUUCAGUCAAGAUCAGUGAACAGCUGUUCACUGUGCUCGUGCUUCAGAUGCGUGCGCUGCACACAAACAGUGCACAAUUUUUUUCCCCUUCCUGCGCAUAAAACGUUUAAUUUUAAACUUUAAAAUCAUAUUAAAAUUCGAACACAGGAAUCAUUAAGUGGAACUGAAAUGCGCAUCUUAUCGAAUACCGGGUUGUUCGAAAUUUGGAAUUGGUUCUAAAAUGGAACUGAUUCUCAAUACCCAACCCUACCUAUGAGUCUAAAAGAUAAAUCUCCAUCAAUCAGAGAAUCACAACAACCAAGUCAAUAUUUAAAGAAUUCUUUACUUUGGCACUCCCAUGAAGCACUUCGAAUGACUUAAAGGGAUAGUUCACUUAAAAAUAAAAAUUCUGUCAUUAAUUACUCACCCUCAUGUCGUUCCAAACCUGUAAGACCUUUGUUCAUCUUCGAAACACAAAUUAAGAUAUUUUUGAUGAAAUCUGAGAUCUUUCUGACCCUGCAUAGACAUAUAGUACACUGUCAGAAAAAAGGUACAGUUCUGUUACUGGGGCGGUAUCCUAAAGUACAAAAGUGAAAAGGUACAAAUAUGUACUUUUAAAGUACUAAUAUGUGCCUUUAGGGUACCAAUAGUUUCUCGUUCUUUUUAGGUUAAGAGUCUGGGUGUCAUCCUUGACAGCACUUGUUAGGAGCUACACGUAAAUAAUAUAACUCAUAAAUAAUAUAACUCACAAUUAUUACAAUUUGCGAAACAUUAAAGGAGAAGUCCACUUCCAAAACAAAGAUUCACAUAUAAUGUACUCAACCCCUUGUCAUCCAA
This is a messenger RNA of Labeo rohita (rohu), 3541 nucleotides long. RefSeq names its product epithelial stromal interaction 1 (gene epsti1). The transcript has 11 exons. The coding region runs from base 186 to 1286 and encodes 366 amino acids. Lineage: Eukaryota; Metazoa; Chordata; Actinopteri; Cypriniformes; Cyprinidae. The record is from RefSeq and is a predicted model, not a curated record.